GUUGCGUUUCAGCCUCGGCGUCUUGGUUCUCCUUCGACACACACAGCAAAAGCAACAACAAGCUUCCCAGACGGCGGCACCUCAGACAAAAACUACUGAAUAAAGUGGGGUGUCUGUGGUCAGUGUGUAGAAGGUGAGGGGAUCCCGGGCCGCACUGCUAACAUUUUUCACAGGAGGUCCCAACAACGCCCGGUGCCACUGCGCGCUCUGCUGACGCAAACACGUCGCUGUGGCUCAAUGCGAUGGCGGACCGCAAUGUCCCCAGACCUGCCCAGGGAGGGACGGAGCAAAGUCACUGAGCCACUCUCACCGGCUCUGUUAAACUGCCGUCCGACCACCUGUUAAAGAGGGGCUGCUGUCGUUGCCGUCCCUCCCGUGAAAUAGUAUGUGGGACGGGAUCCGCUCGGAGUGCACUGACCGGGACGAGCCAGAAGUGGAGUGAAGAUUGGAGCGGAGUGCGCCGGGGCUGACGCGCCGCAUGUUGAGCCAGCAAGUUGACUGGUAUAACAAAAGUAGCGUCGACGGGGAAGGGGACAGCCGCUCUCGGAUUUAACGGAGGUUUGAGGGGGACAGUUGUUCCGGCAAAAUGAAAUUCGCGGAGCAUCUUUCGUCCCACAUCACUCCUGAGUGGAGGAAACAGUAUCUUCAGUAUGAGGCGUUCAAGGAAAUGCUGUAUGCUGCCCAGGACCAAGCUCCGUCCAUAGAAGUCACAGAUGAAGACACGGUGAAGAGAUACUACGCCAAGUUUGAGGAGAGGUUCUUCCAGAUCUGUGAGAAGGAGCUCCUGAAAAUCAACACAUUCUAUUCAGAAAAGCUUGCUGAAGCCCAGAGACGUUUUGCCACGCUGCAGAAUGAGCUGCAGUCUUCACUGGACGCUCAGCGUGAGAGCAACGCACCGCCGGGCCUGCGCAAACGCAAGACCAUGUUCCACCUGUCGCAGGAGGAGCGCUGCAAACACCACAACAUCAAGGAUCUGAAGCUAGCCUUCAGCGAGUUCUACCUCAGCCUCAUCCUUCUCCAGAACUACCAGAACCUGAACUUCACUGGUUUCCGUAAGAUCCUGAAGAAACAUGACAAAAUCCUGGAUACUUCUCGUGGGGCCGACUGGCGCGUGGCUCACGUGGAGGUGGCGCCUUUCUACACCUGCAAGAAGAUCACACAGCUGAUCACAGAGACAGAGACGCUCGUCACCACAGAGCUGGAGGGAGGAGAUCGUCAGAAGGCCAUGAAGAGGCUGAGAGUUCCUCCGUUGGGGGCAGCUCAGCCUGCUUUAGCCUGGACAACCUUUCGUGUGGGUCUCUAUUGCGGCUUCUUUAUCAUUCUUGCCGUCGCCUUUGUUCUCACCGGUGCUGUGUUCAUCCGCCACGAGAACGUGUGGCCUCUGGUUCGGAUCUAUCGGGGUGGUUUCCUGUUGAUCCAGUUCCUCUUCCUGUUGGGUAUUAACACUUACGGAUGGAGACAGGCUGGAGUCAACCAUGUUCUCAUCUUCGAGAUCAAUCCCCGCAACAACCUCUCACACCAACACCUGUUUGAGAUUGCUGGUUUCCUGGGUGUGUUGUGGUGUCUCAGCAUCCUAUCCUGUCUCUACUCAGAGUACACCUACCUCCCCAUGCAGAUCAACCCUCUCAUCCUUUACGGCUUCAUGGUGCUUUUCCUCAUCAACCCCUUCAAGACCUGCUACUACAAAUCACGUUUCUGGCUCCUCAAGCUGCUGUUCCGUGUGUUCACAGCGCCAUUUCACCGUGUGGAGUUUGCAGACUUCUGGCUGGCUGACCAGCUCAACUCUCUGGUGUUUGUUCUGAUGGACCUGGAGUAUCUCAUCUGCUUCUACAUCUUCGAGCUGCAGUGGAGCAACAGCAUGGGCCUGCUGCCCAAGGUUCAAAAGCCUGAUGACUACGUGUGCCACAGCUACUCCUACGGUCUGCGUGCCAUCAUCCAGUGCCUGCCCGCCUGGCUCCGCUUCAUCCAAUGCCUGAGGCGUUACCGUGACACCAAGAGGGCCUUCCCUCACCUGGUGAAUGCUGGGAAAUAUUCUACCACUUUCUUUGUCGUCACCUUCGCCGCGCUUUACGCCACACACAGAGAACAAGGACAUACAGACGCCGACAUGUUCUUCUACCUGCUGAUCGUGUUCUCCACCAUCAGCUCUCUUUACACUCUGAUCUGGGACCUGCGCAUGGACUGGGGGCUGUUUGACCGCGGAGCCGGAGAAAACACCUUCCUCAGAGAAGAAAUAGUUUACCCCCACAAGGCCUACUACUACUGUGCCAUCAUAGAAGAUGUGAUCCUGCGUUUUGCCUGGACGAUCCAGAUCUCUCUGACCACAAUGACCAAGAUCCACUCUGUGGGCGACAUCAUAGCCACCGUGCUGGCUCCUCUCGAGGUUUUCAGGCGUUUUGUGUGGAACUUCUUCCGUCUUGAGAACGAGCACCUGAAUAACUGUGGCGAGUUUCGUGCGGUGAGGGAUAUCUCCGUGGCCCCGCUCAACGCUGACGACCAGACGCUGCUGGAGCAGAUGAUGGACCAGGAGGACGGUGUCCGGAACCGCUCGGGCAAAAAGACCUGGAAGAGGUCCUACAGCCUGUCGCUCCGACGCCCCCUGCUGUCCUCCUCACAAUCGAAAAAGGACACAAAGGUGCUAAUUGAAGACACGGAUGAUGAGGCCUUCAGCUGAGUACACAACAUCAGCACAGACACACACACACAGACACACACACACAGACACAGACAUACUAUACUUAUAUGGACCUCAUUCACUAACACCCAACCUCAAACCUUCUCCCUUAUAGUUCUUUCUGUGUGUAGAAACCUAAACCCUCAGUCUAAACUUUUAAAUCAGCGAGGACUCUCAGUCUGCCCUCACUUUGGAGAAUUUACCUCAUCUUUACUUCCUUGUGAGUAUAUCUGGUCUUUAUAAGUAUAGACAUACACACACAUACUGUAAUGUAGAAACACACAUACAGAUAAACCUGCUGAAGCACAAACAUAGUGUAAUGUUGCUACAGUUGAAGAGAGAGCUAAUGCCACAGAGACAGACAGAUGGACAGACGUCAUGGGAAACAUUCUGCACACAACUUGUCACACUGACCACACUGCCCUGGGAUUAUCCUCUUCUUUUAUAAACAGACUUUUUUAGUAUGUGUCGCUUACUUUGAAAUCGUUCUGUUUCUGUAGAUUUUCCUUUUUUUUUUUUUUCCUGGAUUUAUUUAGGAGAAGCUGCAUAGAUACAGGCUACAGACGACUGUUUACACGCCUUUUUAAUUACACUAGGAUCAACAGGGAGACAAAGCCAAUCAAAAGACUAAAUAUUAAUCAACAGAAACCUGAGAAAGGACUCUACACAUGUCACAGCAUAUCAAAACAAAUCAACUGGUUUCAACUUGUUGAUUCUUUUUAUACUCCAUCUUUUUUUUCCUUCUUUGUUUUUUUUUUUUUGAGUUGUAAUAACGUCAGUGUACAACCACAGCCCCGGAGGCACUUGCAGGAAAAGUGCAUUUAAUACACAAAACAUGGAAAAAAAACCCCCCAAAAAACAAAACCCUCCUUGUACACGAAAAGGGAUGUUUUGAUUCAAACAUUUCUAGUCGGUGAUGUUGCUUUGUAAUAUAUUUAAUAUAUUUUGAUGUGCAUUAUUACUCUACUGUAGCUGUUCAGUACUUCUACAUGUGUUGUUUAUACCAGUGAGACUAGUUUGAGCAUCCGCACGAUGAUUGUUAACGUAUUUUAUAAUGUUUGUGCCACGUUUUUAAUAAGCUCAUUCUUAGGACUCGAUCUAUUCCCAACCUCAAAUUAGUGCAAAAAUGACCUGUGAAUUAUCACAAUUGUUGUGUCCUGUCAUCUUAAAGUGGCCUGUUAGCUACAGUCUGUUGUAUGUGCAUUGCUAUUCUUUGCAUUAACUACCAAAGCUUUGUUUUUAUGAAUGUGUCUGUGGCUAGAGUAGCUUUGUCCAUUCAACCUGCCUGAGAGAGUCAAAGGUAACAGAGCCAAAAGCAUAUUUAAACACUGGAGUGUUUUUCUUUUAUUUUAGAAAAGUAUGCAUUUUAUUGGGCAGUUUUAGCAGGUAGGUUCUGCCCUGUUGGAAAUCCCAGUAAUAUGAGUAGAAUUACUAGUAUUACUGUCAGUGUUUGUGUAUAAUAGAAUGAUAAAGAGUCAAAGCCCUGAGUGUAGAUGCCAGUGGUUCUCAAAUCUGGAGCUGUAACACAGAGUAAAAUGUUGAUUGCUUUUGAGAUUGAAUUCCGAAGACAGAAUAACCAAACCAGAGCUCUGACGCUGAAAGAAUCGAGAUUCAGGUCAGAAAAAAAUUUAUUCAGACAGAAAAUGUUUGAGAACCACUGUUGCUGUACAGGUGCAUUAUGACACACUUCACAUGAUCAGCAGAUGGGGACACUGCUAGAUGUUCUGGGCCCUCUGACAAAAGCUCAGUGUUGCCAGAUUAGACGGUUUACCACCCAGCUGGUCUACGUUUUAAGUAACUGUGCAGGUAAUUGUUUUGAGCAGUUUGUGGUUUCUCUGCCUUCAGCAUCACUGUCACCAGACACGUUUGCUUGACUCUAAUGUUCAUCGUUGCCUUGUUAAUUUUAGCACUUUUUUUUUUAAAACAGUUUCAAGUGUGAAUUAGUUAGAUCUAAUGUAAUGUGCUCAUUUUAGAUAAGGAAAUGUUUAGUAACAACCAGGGAAAUGUGCUGUACAUCUGACGUCCACUCUUUGCUCCCUCGUCUUAUUCUCAAACCAGCAGCUCACACUUGAAGAGCCGUUGGUUAUAAUUUUGAAGUGUGUUGCCGCUGCUGUUAAAUGGCGGUCCCCGGCUUUACAAAUGCUGGUGUGUGUGUGUUUCACUUUCUCUUGUCGCUCUGCUCUGCUGUUCCUCCCUGUGGCUACACUGAGUCACCACCAGCCAGUCCUAAGACAAAGCCCAGGCGAGAGCUGCAAGACAAAUGUGUUACGCAAAAGUCCUGUUUCUCCUACUUCUGUUUUUUUUUCCCCUUAUAGCGGCUAAAAGACUGCAAAGUUUCUGUGAGUAAUGAGCUAAUCAGCUAAAUGUGAACUGGAAAUCUAGACGGUAAAAGGCUGUAUCUGUUGAAGUUUUGAAGAUGGGUAGCUUCCCUGUCUAUUUAAAUACACUGGACACAUGCCAUGACUGUAUACAGACUUAAAACAUGACGCACGCACAGCCCACACCGUCCCUCUCUCUCUCUCUCUCUCUAGUGUCGGAGAGCACAACACUACAGCAGAUAGUUUUGUAAAAAGGCUGUGUUGUCUUGCCUGCAUGCUGCUUUUGUUUGACAUUGUACAUAGUUCUUAAUUUAUUUGACAUGAUGUGUAUAUUAGCAAUCAUUGCAGCCACUGUGACAAUGAUUGAUUUCAUAUGUUGCCAUUUUUGCUCCAAGACAAGCAGUAUUUUCUAGGUGAUGAGCAGCGUUCCGUGGAUGAUUCACAACCCUGCACUGUUUUUCAUGUGUAAAUCUGUUGAAAAUGUGUUUUUAUAAAAAAAAAGAGAGAGAAAAAAAAAAUCCAUAGAGAUGGAGAAUGUGAUUGGUCGUAUCUUGUUGGUGAUUCCUUCUUAUUUCAAGGCUCUGUCAUCUCCAAGGUGGGGUGGGGGUUACAUCCAGGGCUUCAUGGGGGAGUUGGGGACGAGGGGACAGAUUUCCUGUGUCCUGACGCUGUAAACCUGUUUGUACAUUUGUGAAUGUGCAUGAAAAUAUUGUGGACUUUACAUCUAUUGUUGUAAACCGCCCUGCAGACAGAAGCACUUUUGACAUACUGUAAUAGGAGGGUGCAGGAACAGACCCCAGUCCAGAGAGGACCCACACCACAACAAGAUGCUGUUAAACUGAUCCCAGAUCUGUCUGAGCUUUUCUUGAACACACAGAUCUAAGAUCUUUAUCUGCUUGCCAGAAGCAUUUUGAGCAAAAACACGUUUUAAUGACCAGAGUCUGUUCACAGAUGUUCGGUAUGUGGAACCCGCAGAGAAAAACAAAAACAGGGUUAUUUUGUACAGUUUAUCUUCAGUGGGAUGAUGAUGAUGAUGAUGCUGGUAAGCCCUGACAUCCCAUUUUCCUCAUGGGUGAAAACCACAGCUGAUUAGUGUUUCCACUGCUUGCUUAAACCCCCCCAUGAUGUUAAUGUGCUUGAUAUGUGUGCAUCCUCCCCCUCUCUCCCCCCUCUCUCGAUGUUGUUCGUACCCUCUCUCUAAUCUAGCUGAACGUGAUAGUACCCGUACUGUGGUAGAUGGAUGUUCCACUUUAAUAAGAUUAAAAAAAAAAAAAGAUAAUA
Messenger RNA from Toxotes jaculatrix (banded archerfish), 6273 nucleotides. It is a transcript of the gene xpr1a, whose product is annotated as xenotropic and polytropic retrovirus receptor 1a. NCBI's taxonomy places the organism in Eukaryota, Metazoa, Chordata, Actinopteri, Toxotidae. Gene Ontology annotation, cellular component: Golgi apparatus; plasma membrane; cytoplasm. The transcript is spliced from 16 exons. Bases 587 to 2674 code for a protein of 695 amino acids. The record is from RefSeq and is a predicted model, not a curated record. Gene Ontology annotation, molecular function: inositol hexakisphosphate binding. Gene Ontology annotation, biological process: cellular response to phosphate starvation; phosphate ion transport.